ACGAGUGUCUUGAACUUUCCAAAGUCUGAAUCAAACAAAGCGCUCAAUUUUUUAUAAACUAAAAAUGGAUGUCGAUCAAGUGCUUAAGCAUAUCGGUCAGUUUGGCCCGUUCCAGAAGCGUGUCCUGGCCAUGUUCUUGUUUAUUUUCUUCCCAAUUACUUACCAAACUCUAAUCAUGGUGUUCGUGGCUUAUGAACCGCCAUGGAUGUGCGCGUCCAACAGUACAGCCUGCCUUCAAGCCAACGCUACUGGACGAGAAGUCUUUAGCACCAGCACCAAACCCAUAGCGUUGUACGAGAGAAGAUGCUCUCUGAACAGAUCUGACUGGAAGUUUGCUGAUUAUGAUUUGUACGAAGGACCUCAUAAAACCAUUGUUACAGAGUUUGAUCUCGUCUGUGACAAAAGCAUCUACGCAUGGCUGUCCAGUUCCUUGCUGUUCUUUGGUUGGGCGUUGGGUGCUAUCAUUCUUGGUCUCAUAGCAGACAAAUACGGUCGUCGUAGCGUUUUGUUCCCUUCUGUAAUCAUGGUGAUGACUAUGACAUUUAUCAUGUCGUUUGUCAAGGCUGUCUGGCUUAUUCUUUUACUGAGAGUGGUUGUUGGAAUCUUUGAAGGAGGAAGUGUACUUACGAUGUUUGUGUUGGCGACAGAACUGGUUGGACCUGCUAAGAGAGCGCUGUCUGGUACCCUGGUGUGGUUUUAUUUUACUUUUGCUUUGAUGGCCAUAGGGUUCAAAGCAUAUUUCAUCCGAGACUGGAAAUGGUUGUGCAUUGUUUCCAUUGUACCAUUUGUUUUUGUUGUUGUUUUUUGGAAGUUCAUCCCAGAGUCUGUUCGCUGGCUUCUUAUCGUUGGGCGUAAAGAUCAGGCCAAACAAAUCCUGGAACACGUGGCUCGAGUAAACAAACGCGAUAUGCCAUCAGAAGACAUACGUGUGCCUGUUGUUCCUCCCAACAAAGGAUUCUUGGAGCUGUUCAGGACGUCUAGACUUGCCUUGUCGACCCUACUUCAAUGCUAUGCGUGGUUCGUGAACGGGAUGGUAUAUUAUGGUGUAUCGAUGAGCUCUGGUGAAUUGGGUGGCAGUAUCUACCUUAACUUUGUCCUGACCAGUCUGGUAGAGAUUCCAGCAAAUAUGUUGGUUAUUGACAACUGUAACAGGUUUGGUCGAAAGAAAACCACUAUUGCUUACUUUGUGGUUGGAGCCAUUGCCUGUGUGGCUGUUUCUUUCAUCCCUAGCGGCACCGAUGAUAUCUAUUACAUCGUUGGGCGUGUCACUGGUGGCAUGCUAGGAAAGAUGUGCAUCACAGUGUCCUUCAACUCGAUCUAUGUGUUCUCAGCUGAACUUUUUCCAACCAUGGUCAGGAAUAGCGGAAUGGGUUUGAUGUCUGUAGUAAGCCGUGUUGGUGCUGCAACAGCACCAUUCGUGGUUCAAUUGACCCGCAUCAAUCCCAUUCUACCUUUCGCCCUAAUGGGUGGCCUUGCUUUUCUGGCAUCAUUUGCUUGUUGGUUUUUACCAGAGACAAAUGGAAAACCAACCCUGGAAGUGAUUGGAGACGAUAAAGUUCACCCUCCAACAGUUGCUAUGGAGGAGAUGAAGAAACCCAGCUAUGAAGAGAGGAAUGAAGAAGCAGAGAAAGAGGAUAAGAAAACGAAUCUUGGCUAUGUCGACAAUGAAGAAGACAAAAAGCAAGAUGUAAAUCAGGAUUCGGACAAAAGAGAUGACAAAAAUCAGGCCAAAGAGGCGGAAAACUUCGACACUGCAUUCUAAACUGUAUGUCCAUUCAGCGCAAUGUUAAAACGGCUCUUGAAGCUACGAAUGAAAUGCUGUAUAACUUGAGUGUCUUCCUUGAUCUCAAAAAAGCCUUUGUACCCUAUA
Messenger RNA from Actinia tenebrosa (Australian red waratah sea anemone), 1870 nucleotides. Its product is annotated as organic cation transporter protein. Gene Ontology annotation, biological process: transmembrane transport. Lineage: Eukaryota; Metazoa; Cnidaria; Anthozoa; Actiniaria; Actiniidae. The record is from RefSeq and is a predicted model, not a curated record. Gene Ontology annotation, molecular function: transmembrane transporter activity. Gene Ontology annotation, cellular component: membrane.